AUGGAGGGUGUGGAUCAUUUGGCUCUCGAAAGGAGCAAGACCCAGUUCGAUGUGGACCAGAUGAAGGUCGUCUGGGCCGGCUCCCGCCACGCCUUGGACGUCUCCGAUCGAAUUGGCCGCCUCGUCGCCAGCGAUCCGGUGUUUAAGAAGGAUAAUAGGGCUAUGCUGAGUAGGAAGGACUUGUUUAAAGACACUCUAAGAAAGGCAGCUCAUGUCUGGAAGCGGAUCAACGAGCUUAAACUCACUGAAGAAGAGGCAUCCAGGUUAAGGUUUUUUAUCGAUCAACCUUCAUAUAUGGAUCUUCACUGGGGAAUGUUUAUACCUGUUAUUAAAGGAUCAGGUACCGAGGAGCAGCAAAAGAAGUGGUUGCCGAUCGCAUACAAGAUGCAAAUAAUUGGCUGCUAUGCACAGACUGAACUUGGCCAUGGCUCCAAUGUCCAAGGGCUUGAGACCACUGCAACUUUUGAUCCAAAGACAGACGAGUUUGUUAUUAAUAGCCCUACACUGACCUCUAGCAAAUGGUGGCCUGGUGGUUUGGGAAAAGUUUCGACUCACGCUGUUGUUUUUGCGCGUCUUAUUACUGAUGGUCAAGACCAUGGAGUGAACGGUUUCAUCGUCCAACUUCGGAGCUUGGAUGAUCACUUGCCUCUUCCAGGCGUAACUGUUGGAGAUAUCGGAAUGAAAUUUGGAAGUGGUGCAUACAACUCCAUGGACAAUGGUGUCCUAAGAUUUGAUCAUGUGCGCAUCCCAAGGGAUCAAAUGUUGAUGAGAGUCUCACAGGUUACAAGAGAAGGAAAAGUUGUUCUAUCCAACGUUCCAAGGCAACUACUUUAUGGAACUAUGGUUUUUGUUCGACAAACAAUUGUGGCUGAUGCUUCCUCUGCAUUGUCACGAGCAGUAUGUAUUGCUACUAGGUAUAGUGCUGUUCGUCGACAAUUUGGUUCAAAUGAUAGUGGUGUUGAGACACAGGUGAUUGAUUACAAGACUCAACAAAGUAGACUAUUCCCUUUGCUGGCUUCCGCCUAUGCUUUCAGAUUUGUUGGUGAGUGGUUGAAAUGGCUAUAUACGGACGUAACACAAAAACUGCAAGCAAAUGAUUUUUCUACAUUGCCUGAGGCUCAUGCAUGCACUGCGGGUUUAAAGUCAUUGACUACUUCAGCAACUGCUGAUGCCAUUGAAGAAUGCCGGAAAUUAUGUGGUGGUCAUGGUUAUCUUUCUAGCAGUGGGCUCCCCGAGUUAUUUGCUGUUUAUAUCCCGGCAUGUACAUAUGAAGGAGACAAUAUUGUUCUACUUCUGCAGGUUGCAAGGUUUCUGAUGAAGACUGUUUCUCAGCUACCGUCUGGUAAAAAACCCGUUGGAACAACUUCCUAUAUGGGGCGUGCAGAACAGUUGCUCCAAUCUCGUUCUAAUGUUCAGAAAGCUGAGGAUUGGUUGAAGCCUAGUGUAAUACUGGAGGCAUUUGAAGCAAGGGCUAUGAGAAUGUCUGUUGCCUGUGCAAAAGACCUUAGCAAGUUUGCAAAUCCAGAAGAGGGCUUUGCGGAACUAUCGCCUAAUUUGGUGGAUGCAGCAGUUGCUCAUUGCCAAUUGAUUGUUGUUUCCAAGUUCAUUGAGAAACUGCAACAAGACAUACCCGGGAAGGGAGUGAAAGAACAGUUGCAGAUCCUCUGUAAUGUAUAUGCUUUAUUUCUUGUUCACAAACAUCUGGGUGAUUUUCUCUCCACUGGAAGUAUCACAGCCAAACAAGCUUCACUUGCCAACGAUCAGCUUAGAUCUCUAUAUUCCCAGGUCCGCCCCAAUGCCAUUGCCCUUGUUGAUGCAUUUAAUUACACUGACCACUACCUUAGCUCAAUUCUUGGCCGAUAUGACGGUAAUGUGUACGCGAAACUUUAUGAGGAGGCCUGGAAGGAUCCUCUGAAUGACACGGUUGUGCCAGAGGGCUAUCGCGAGUACAUCCAACCUUUGCUGAAGCAACAGCUCCGAAAUGCAAGGCUAUGAUUAUAAAAUGUGGUUGUGAUUGUAUUGUUGCCAAUAAAGCUAGCAGCUAUUUGUUGCCCGAAGGGAAAUUGUGAAAUUUAUGUCACGGAGACAUAUAUAUAUAUAUAUUACUUGAUUAGAAUGAUAAAAAGAACUGGGAUGAUGUAAACAGGAUAUGGUAGAUCGUUUAUAAAAGCUAUUAAUUAAGUUAAGUACGGACUAUUCGUGGCC
This is a messenger RNA of Rosa chinensis, 2205 nucleotides long. Its product is annotated as peroxisomal acyl-coenzyme A oxidase 1. The transcript has 14 exons. The record is from RefSeq and is a predicted model, not a curated record. The coding region runs from base 1 to 1995 and encodes 664 amino acids. Lineage: Eukaryota; Viridiplantae; Streptophyta; Magnoliopsida; Rosales; Rosaceae. Gene Ontology annotation, cellular component: peroxisome. Gene Ontology annotation, biological process: fatty acid beta-oxidation using acyl-CoA oxidase; long-chain fatty acid metabolic process; lipid homeostasis. Gene Ontology annotation, molecular function: fatty acid binding; acyl-CoA oxidase activity; FAD binding.